GAAGAAUGUAUAAACUAUAACCUCUUUGAAACGUCUCAGAAUUACAACAGCGAGCAUUAUGUGUGGACGGUGUGGACAAAAGUGACUGCACUUCCGCAAAACACACACGGUUAUCAGCAGUGAAAAAUAAUUGGCACAGUUGUCUCCGGCGCCGCUGCCACCAUGCUGAAGAAGAUCCCGUCCAACAUCUCGCCGGAGCUGCUGUUCGUGCUGGCCAGCAUGGGCCACGGCGACGAGCUGGUGCUGGCCGACGCCCACUUUCCGACCAGCGCGUGCUGCCGGGCGGGGCCGCGCGAGGUGCGCGCCGACGGCCAGACGAUCCCGCAGCUGCUGCGCAGCGUGCUGCAGCUGAUGCCACUCGACACGUACGUCGGCGAGCCGGUGAUGCUGAUGGCCCCGGUGCCGGCCGACCAGGACCGCGGAGUCGAGACGCCGAUUUGGGACACGUACCGCACGCUGCUGGACGAGGCGGAGGGCCCUCGGGUCGAGAUCGAUCUAUUGGAACGCUUCGACUUCUACAAGCGCGCCAAGCAGGCGUUCGCCAUCGUCCACACCGGGGAGCGUGCUCAGUAUGGCAACAUCAUACUGAAGAAGGGCGUGGUGCGGGAGUACGACACCGAGUCCUGAGCGCCGACCGCAGCAGAUGCAGGUCAGGCGAACCAUGUGGUACUGACGCAACUGCUGAUCUGAGGAAGUGUUUGGUCAUUUUGAAUUCACCGUUUCAGUAGUCGUGCAAGGUGACUGUAAUAGUGUCACUCUUAACGAGGAGGUAGUCGUAUAUCAUCGGUGUUUGCGAAGUAGAGAUCGAUUUGCUCACUAGUUUAUAGUUCUUGUAUUUGAGAUCCACAUGGUGAAUAUUCUGCACCAACUAAGCAGGAAUCAUGUCUUUUAGUGAAUUUAGGGUAUUGGACACCAUCAAUCAUAGCUCACAUCACAGUUUGAUAGUCAUGCUAGUCAUUUUGAUGUCUACUAUUUUUGAAAGUUGCACCUUCUUGCGAAAUAUUUCUGGGGACUAAGGGACGUUGCGAUAUCACGGCAAUGCCGAUCGGCCAGAUAAUUAUGGUCAUUCAUUUUGAUGGUUCAUUAUUUGUCUUUUGACGUCCUUGCAUGGUUAUCCGAGAUUUAAAGGGCGUUAUUUCACUGUCGUUGAUGCACAUGAUUAGAAAAACCUGCAGCGUUGUCGCAGACUUGACUGCAGGUGGGCUAGCAUUGAGGUGAAAGUGCUCAAGCUCAUGUACAUUUUUCGAUUGGUCUGCCUCUGCCGCCAUCUGUUGAUUGUCAAUUGGAGCAGUUUCGCACCGCGGCGAUUGGUCAGUUUCGUCAGGUGUGAGCGAUACAGCCCGGGUUCGCGGACAUGCCUUUUUCCGCUGUGGUUCAACCACCGCGCCGCUGUCCGAAUACACAGCGUCGUGGAUGUAGGGUUGGUAGAAAUAGUAUAGCUUUCCGGUGUCAAUUGACAGAGCCUUCCAGUCUGGUGACCUUGCAUUCCGCACGCACCUUCAUAUCAAACAUCAGCAAUACGAUAUGCAUAUUCUGUACCAGUACUGCAUGCGAGCUUAUUAGUGUGUCGUAGUGCUUUUCCUUACCGCAUGCGGCAUGGGUCUAAUAUUUUAGCCGGAGAUCACCACUCACCAGCAACCACCAACAGACGGUCUCCAAUCAGUUUCGAGAGGAGACAGUGUCCCAGUCGACUGGUGUUUUGUUGUGUUGAUGAUUAGCCGUGCGAUUUGCAGUAUUCGAUGUGAAUUGUGAUAGAAAGCUUUCAAGAAAUAAAUGUUGACUUUAAGGUAGA
This is a messenger RNA of Amphibalanus amphitrite, 1792 nucleotides long. Its product is annotated as fucose mutarotase-like. Gene Ontology annotation, biological process: fucose metabolic process. The coding region runs from base 163 to 627 and encodes 154 amino acids. The transcript is spliced from 3 exons. Gene Ontology annotation, molecular function: racemase and epimerase activity, acting on carbohydrates and derivatives; fucose binding. NCBI's taxonomy places the organism in Eukaryota, Metazoa, Arthropoda, Thecostraca, Balanomorpha, Balanidae. The record is from RefSeq and is a predicted model, not a curated record.